Gigantopelta aegis is the source of this 6860-nucleotide messenger RNA. RefSeq names its product myosin-IIIb-like. Gene Ontology annotation, biological process: protein phosphorylation. The record is from RefSeq and is a predicted model, not a curated record. Bases 1 to 4995 code for a protein of 1664 amino acids. The transcript is spliced from 37 exons. Gene Ontology annotation, molecular function: protein kinase activity; cytoskeletal motor activity; ATP binding. Gene Ontology annotation, cellular component: myosin complex. NCBI's taxonomy places the organism in Eukaryota, Metazoa, Mollusca, Gastropoda, Neomphalida, Peltospiridae.
AUGUUUAGGAUGUACUCACAGUACAGUAAGAUCAUCGACUUCUCGAAUCUGCCGGACCCGAGUGAGGAUUGGGAUCUUGGAGAUGUGAUCGGAGAAGGAACGUACGGGGAGGUCUACAUGGCAGUGAACAAGAAAACAGGUGAGUGUGCCGCAGUGAAGGUGAUGGAAUCGAUCCAUGAGGUGGUGGAAGAAAUAGAGGAGGAGUAUCUGGUAUUGCGAGAUCUCAGCAACCACCCGAAUAUCCCACAAUUCCACGGGAUCUACAUCAAACAGGACACCUCGAGUGAGGACCAGAUAUGGCUUGUUAUGGAGAUGUGUGGCCGCGGCUCAGUGACGGAUCUGUCCCGUGGUUUGUUAAAACAAGAGAAACGACUGGAUGAAGCGCUCAUUGCUCACAUCAUGAAUGAAACCUUGAAGGGUUUGAAUCAUCUUCACAAAAAUCAAGUCAUGCAUCGGGAUGUCAAAGGUCACAACAUUCUCAUUACAGAUAAAGGGGAAAUAAAGUUGGUGGACUUUGGUGUGUCUGGACACCUGGAGAGGACGUUGGGGAGAAGGAAGACUCACGUGGGCACGCCUUAUUGGAUGGCUCCAGAGGUGAUAGCUUGUGAACAGCAGUUGGAGUACAGCUACGAUAUCCGCUGUGACGUCUGGUCUCUGGGAAUCACUGCCAUCGAGCUGGCCGACGGACAUCCUCCGCUGUCGCAGAUCGACCCUCGGAGAGCUCUCUUCAAGAUUCCAAGAAAUCCGCCUCCUACUUUCAAAGAACCCGAUUUGUGGUCAGAAGAGUUCAAAGAUUUCAUCAACAAAUGUCUGGUGAAAGACUUUGAGGAGAGGCCGUUUACAAACACGUUGCUGAACCACAAAUUCCUAACACAGGUCUCCACUGACACCACAGUGCUCAAGAACAAACUGUGUCAGCUGACGUCUCAGAUGGAGCGAACCGUCCAUGAACCUGAUGUGACCACCAAACAUGGCCGACUGAAGUCACGGCGCAAGUCGCGGCGGGAAUGUAACCCAACGGCAGAGGAUCUCGCCCAGCUUGAAGUUCUUGAUGAGGAAGUGAUAGUUUCGCAGCUCUUCAACCGAUACACACACAGUAUUUUCUACACAUACAUCGGAGACAUCCUCCUGGCUGUUAACCCCUUCGCUUUCAUCACCAUCUACACAGAAGAGUAUUCCAAGAAGUACGUGAAUGCUGCUAAAGAUGAUAACCCACCUCACAUAUUCGCUGUUGCCGAUCAGUCCUACCAGAUGAUGAUGCAUAAUAAACAUACUCAAUGUAUAGUGAUAAGCGGGGAGUCCGGCGCUGGCAAGACAGAGAGUGCUAACCUCCUUGUACAGCAGUUGACACAGCUUGGCAAGGCACCAAAUCGGACAUUGGAGGAACGAAUUCUUCAGGUGAAUCCUUUGAUGGAAGCAUUCGGAAACGCAAAGACUGUGAUAAAUGACAACUCAAGUCGAUUUGGGAAAUAUCUCGAGAUGUUCUUCACCCCUUAUGGAACAGUGAUAGGAGCAAAGAUCACAGAGUAUUUGUUGGAGAAAUCGCGAGUCAUAUACCAGGCAGUAGGAGAACAAAGUUUUCACAUUUUCUACUACAUCCAUGAUGGUCUGAAAUCUGAGGGUGGUCAGUAUCACCUCAAGAGAAGCAAGGUGUACAGGUAUAUAUCCGAAUACACAAGUGCCUCACCAGACAUUGCCACUUUAUCUGUUAACCGGGUCAAGUUCAAGGCCAUCCAGCACUGUUUUGAGAUAAUUGGUUUUCAGCCAGAGGAGGUGUCUGCACUGCAUGCGAUCGUGGUGGGGAUUCUGCAUAUUGGGAACAUUGACUUUGAGGAGAAAGUAACAGACUAUUCGGGACAGGGGUGUGUGAUCACUGACAAGGAUCUCCUCGAGAUAGUGUCGUCUCUUCUGGGAAUUGACGUGACCGAGUUAAUAGAGGCCCUGACAACAACUGGAAUGGUUGCGAAAGGAGAGGUGAUCAUCCGUAACAACACAAUCCAGGAAGCGGUGAAUGCACGGGAUGCCAUGUCGAAAGCCCUGUACGGUCGGCUGUUCAGCUGGAUUGUCAAUCGGAUUAGUACACUUCUUAAACCUCUGAAAUCUGCAGCAAAACCAGAGGACAGCCUUGUGAUUGGACUGCUGGAUAUUUUCGGCUUUGAGAACUUCACGAUAAACUCGUUUGAACAAAUCUGCAUCAACAUUGCAAAUGAGCAGAUCCAGUACUACUUCAAUCAACACAUCUUUGUGUGGGAGAUGCAAGAGUACAAGAAUGAAGGUAUUGAUGCCAGUGAUGUUGGUUUUGUGGAUAAUCGGCCGAUUCUCGACAUGUUUCUCAUGAAACCGAUGGGUCUGUUAGCACUACUCGACGAGGAAAGCCACUUCCCUAAAGCCACGGAUCAAACACUUGUUGAUAAAUUUCACCAAAACAUUCGGAGUGUUGUCUACAGCCGACCUAAAGGUAACAGUCUGAAGUUCUGCAUUGAGCACUACGCUGGCAAGGUCGAGUAUGAUGCUUUUGGAUUCUUGGAGAAGAAUCGAGAUCGACUUCCCGCUGAGAUCGUGAACAUCAUGCGGAUGUCAGAAAACAGCGUCGUGAAGUCCUUGUUUCAGACUCCACUCACGAAAACAGGAAACUUGGCGACAGGAAGUCUUCCGUCCUCGGCUAACAGUUCGCGGUCAAGUUUCCCUAGCUCGCCCAACAACACGUCCGGGUAUUCCAUACAGAGCUACGCCGCCAAGUCCAUGGGAGGAAGCAAGCAUGCCACUGGGUCACAGAGCAUGACUCGAAUUCAGCAGACCGUGGCGACCUACUUCCGCUUCUCGUUGAUGGACCUCCUCGCAAAGAUGGUGGCUGGAACACCUCAUUUUGUCAGAUGCAUCAAACCGAAUGACAAGAAAGAUCCCGACAAUUUUGACAGUGAGAAGGUGACGACACAACUCCGAUACACCGGCGUCUUGGAAACCACUCGCAUCAGACGACAGGGAUACUCAAACAGAAUCCUGUUUGCAGACUUCAUUAAAAGAUAUCAUGUACUUGGAUAUCAGUGGACAGAGAAGAUUGAGGUGUCAAGAGAAAACUGUCAGAAACUUUUAGAAAGAAUUGGUCUUGAGGAAUGGGCACUUGGUAACACAAAGGUGUUUUUGAAAUACUACCAUGUGGAAGAACUGGUGCGUAAAUACGAGGACCUGUGUCGGAAGAUUAUUUUGAUUCAGUCGUGUGUGCGCACCUGGCUCGCACGAACUCGAUUCUUCCAGUAUCGAUGGAAGCUGGAAAAAGCUGCACUCAUGUUGCAGAAAUACACCCGAGGCUGGAUGGUCCGCAAGCAUUACGGUGGAGUCUUAAGAAACAGAAGAUCUGCUGCAAUUUUCAUACAGAAAGUAAUGCGUGGAUAUUGGACGAGAAGGAAAUACCGUCCACAGAUACAAGAACGACACAACGCCUGCAUCAAGCUGCAAUCAAUGUUCCGAGGUCACAUGACCCGCAGAAAGGUCAAAAACGAGAGGUCAGCAGAACAAGAGAGUGCUGUCAAGAUACAGAAAGCGUUCCGGGCUCACCGCGUGAAGGUGACGUCAAGAGAGCUCAGAUCACAGAAGAAGAUGGAAGCGGCGCACGCGGCUCUGAUCAUUCAGAAAUACUUCCGGCGCUGGCGGUCGAAAACGCUGUACCAGCAGCUCGUCAUGUACAAGAGUCAGAAAGAGACGCAGCUUAUUUACUUCGGUCAGCAGGUUGAAAUGUAUGGCAGUGAUGUAUAUCAGUACAUGAUAAACAAUCAAACAAGAGGGGAGGCUAUUGAAAACCACAGACAACCGUCCUCACCCAAGUUCGUGCUACCCUCCGUGGACUACCCUGACGAUGACGGAUUGCUGGCACUGCAGUCCAUUCUACAGGCGGAGACUGAGAAACAAGAGACGUUUGAGAAAGAGAGACAGCGGUCGUUCGAGGAGAAGUUGAAGAUGUUUGACGUUGAUGAGAUGCGGAUGGAACACAUCCGCAAGAUGAACGAAGUCAAGUCAUUGAUGCCCGACAAAGAACAAGAUUACUACAACAGUCUUGCCGACACUAAUAAGAUGACUGUGGGAUAUCGAGUUCAGAUGAUUCAGAAUGGAAAUGGCCAAUCUUCAAAAUACGUGCCAAAAGUUCAGCUAAAUGGACAAGACUAUGCGGAAUCAACAAGCAUUGAGGUGCUAGGAAACGCUGAUGAAAACAGCCACGUUACUCGUCUCCGACUGGCGAAAUCGGCCGCCAAGGCGUUCAUGGCUAAUAAGCCUAGAGAAGAAAGAAACAACCUUGCAUUGUCUUUGGUUCCAAAAAGCACAAGUUCUUCUAGUUUAUCAUGGGACUCCCCACUUCAGUCAGCACAUGAGAAAUAUCUCUCUUCACACGAAUUUCAAGAAAAUGGUCACCUAAACGGUGGUAUGACAAUUGACAUAGACCCGAAAGCCGACAGAACUCAGCUGUAUAUGGAGUCCAACAAGGAAGAAAUGGCCAAAUGUCUGGAACAGGAAGUGGAGGGGUCCAUUGUAGCCCUGUGGAAGAUGGAUAUUCAGAAUGUAGCGAGGGCGAAAUCGACCGUCACAUUCGGAUUGGAUCCUGAUUUACCCCCUCCGCCUCCACCACUGUACAUGGACGCCAGUUCCUCCUCAUCCUAUACGAUUCCUCUGCCACCUCCCCCACCCCCAAUGUUCCUAAGGCACCCCCGUCCAAGAAGUGAAGUGCUGAACACUGGGGUGGUGGAGGAUCCGGCAGAAAGACAAGCUGUAAUGUCUAAAUCGCGGAGUGACAAUUUCAUCAAGAACGGCAUGGCUUGCGUGGACGACCACUCCCUCGUCAACCUGCGAUCACGUCUGAGGAAGACGAACUUCAACGUCAGUGAAGGCACGCUGCGGCGGGAAAACGAUUCCACCGUCACCCAGGUCGACUUCCGGCAUGUGCUCAAGAAAAAAGUUACCCCUGUGGAAAAUGGACAGGAAGUAGAUAUAAGUGCACUGGAUUAAUCUUUUUUGAUAAAUUCAGGAUCAUGUGCUGGGGUGUCAGUCCUUGUAGACGUGAUGCAGAUUGCCUGUUGUGAAGUAAAUAGAGAUUAUUAUACAAGUUUGCGUGUCGUACUGAUUUUAUGAAACAAGUGUCAAGAUUUUUUGUAUACAUGAAUCCUGACACGAGUUUCAUAAAAUCAGUACAACUCACACGCGAGUAUAAUAAUUUCUUUAUUAUCUUUAUUAUUAUUGUUUUUUGUUUUUUUUAUGAAUAACAAGGACCAUUUCAAAAUAUUUGAACCACAGCUAGAAGGAGAUAAUGAAAUGACGUCAUAUUUCAUAUGCACAGUCACAGCUUGGACUGGGAAAGCAACGUCAUGUUAUGACGUCGCUUUUCACAAUUAUGUUGUAACACUUGCUAUUACACUUGUGCUUCGUAUGAUUAUUAUUAACUCAAUUAUGUUGAACCAUGUGGAUAAUAAGGUGAACAAAAUAGAUUUGUGUGAGGCUGUGAAUUUUGGUUUGCCCUGACAAGUUGACUAGCUGUGUUAGUAUAGUAGCUAGGUCAUCAGUAAAUGUUUCCUUUUUAAUUUUCAUUAGUGUUUUUUAAUUAUUAUAUUUUUUAAAUGUGAACAAAUAUGUUCGACAAAAUGAUUGGAGAUAGCUUUUUGCUAUUGCUUGGACUACAGCAAAUAGAUUUUCUUUUCAGAUUAUCAUGUCAAAAGUAGGGGCCAUAUUUGUAUAUAAUUAUGGGGAAAUAACUUACUGUAUUUGUGCAGUUAAUAAAGGGGAGACAAGUUAGUAUAUAGGCCUAAACCCUUUCCUGUGCGGGAUGGAACACUUGGCAACAGUUAGAACUUGUGCUCAUGACAGCCAUGCACUAUAACAGCUUGCUCUGUAUUUGCAUGGUAAACAAACUGAACCUGUAUACAAUGCAGGUAAUAAAGGGCAAAUAACUCUGUUUAGUGCAUUUAAUUAAGGGCAAAUAUCUCAGUGUAUUGGUGUAGGCAGUUAAGGGGAAUAACUCAAGAGUAUUGAUGCAGGUAAUUAAGGGGAAUAACUCAAUGUAUUGGUGCAGGUAAUAUGGGGAAUAUAGCUCUGUAUAUAAUGCUGGUAAUUAAGGGCAAAUAACAUUGGUGCAGGUAAAUAAGAGGAAAUAAUUUAAAGUAUUGGUGCACAUAAUUUAGAGAAAUGAGCAAUAAAAUGUCUGCUGAAUGAUGUAUUUCUAAAAUUGCAGGUUAUUUUACAACUAACCAUACAACCAGCAAUACAUAUCUGUUCAAGACUUGUUUUCUAAAUAUACCUAUUUACUUUGAGAGUCAAAAUGGUGACAAUGUGAAUUUUUUCUUCUUUUUCUGGGUCCGUCCCUGAUCACUAAUUGCCGACCUGUGUUGUGUUCCAAGGUUUUAGCUGGCUAUGUUACCUUGAUAUUCUAUGCAAAUGUUUAUACAUGUACAUAUUUAUUGGACAAUUUUAAUUGUAUCGUCAUACUGUAGUUAUAUAUUCAUUAUCGUGAUAAGCUUAUGCCUAUGAUCAGCUGCUUCUGGUUUUUCAUACAUUAAAUAUAAAUAAUUUAUUGCUUUUUGUGAAAUGUUAAAAAUCGUGACUGAUAAAACUAUUUACAAAACAAGAGUCAAGUUCUGUGGUGACAAUGGGUAAGAAGUGACAAGUUCUGGCGCUUAAAGCUAAACUUUAUUUUUCAUAUUGUGAUCAUAGUUUAUGAAACCAAAUAUCAUGUACUGAUAAUGUUUAUUUGUUGUUAGGUAUUUUGUGUUUCCACUCAUUUUAACAAUUUGUAUGAAGGUCAAAAUAAUGAAUAUUCAUUUCAUACUGUAGAUGAUAUCCACAGAUAAAUGAUAUCACUAAUCUAACGCUCUCUCUCUCUC